AUGUGUACUGCUGGUAUAUUUCUUGUCAUUAUUUUACUCAUUUUUGUUUUGAUUUGUCAAUGUUUAACAUCAAUUCGUCGUAAUAAACAACGUCAACAACAAAGAAUGUCUAUUGUUCAAGUACCAUUACCAGCUACUGCACCACUUUUAAUUGAACAUAAUCGAUCUGUAUCAAAUCGUAUAUCAACAAUAAGUAGUACACCAAGUGAUACUAAAUCACGAUGUACAGAUAUAUCAACAGUAUUCAAUACACCACUUAAUCUUUAUCCAACAGCGAAUAAUCGUAAUUCAACAUCAACAUCAUCAUCAUAUUAUAUAUUUCCUAAUGAAUUUGAACAUCUUUGUAAAUAA
Rotaria sp. Silwood2 is the source of this 351-nucleotide messenger RNA. The record is from the annotation of a GenBank genome assembly. NCBI's taxonomy places the organism in Eukaryota, Metazoa, Rotifera, Eurotatoria, Philodinida, Philodinidae.